Molecule: messenger RNA, 495 nt
Organism: Malassezia restricta
Lineage: Eukaryota; Fungi; Basidiomycota; Malasseziomycetes; Malasseziales; Malasseziaceae
Exons: 2
Coding region: 1-495 (164 amino acids)
Source: RefSeq, a predicted model, not a curated record
AUGUCCCACACUCCUGGCAGCUCUAAACGGUUGAUUCAAACCCUACCAUCACUUCCUCAACGUCCCUCAUUACCCCUCCCUCCUGAAGAUAAACAUGCUAAACAUUUCACCUGGGAAUACAUGAAAGAUGUAUUUGAAGCGUUCUCAAAGCGUGAACGUGCAAUGGAGAUGCGUAUCGAUGCUUUGUGUUUCGAAGCUGAAAAAAGCUUGAAUGAACUCGAACACAACGAAAAUUUGUCCAAAUCUUCCAUGAAUGGCACGAAUCCUUUACUUGGAAUUCGUCUUCUACAACAGGUCGACUUGCUUGACAAAGAAAAUCAAGAUCUCACCAAAAGAAUCAAUGAGCUUAUGCUCGCAUCAUCAGAUCAGCAUAUCCAGGAACUAAAGCGUGAAAUUGAAGACUCCCACAAACUCAUUUUAGCGCUUGAUACCGCACUCACUGAUACAGAAAAUCAUUCCAAAUCGUUAGAAGUACGAAAAUCAAGUCCAAUGUAA